CCGGGCUGCCCGCUGACGGCCCCGGCAGCCGCAGGGCCGGGCGGCUUGCCCUGCUCAAAGAUGGCCGGCGGCGGCCUCGGCGUGUCAGGAGGCGAGAGGUGAAAGGUGACAGCGGCGGGUGGCCUGGCUCCAGGAAGAUGGCAGAGAGCGAGCGGCAGGCAGGCACCUCUGAGGAGGUGGCUCCUCCCCUCCAGCAGAGCUUCAUGAUCCCCAAAAAGGAGAUAAACAUGGUUUCUGACAUGGCCAAGUGGAAGCGCUCUCAGGCAUAUGCAGAUUACAUGGGCUUCAUCCUCACCCUGAAUGAAGGUGUCAGGGGCAAGAAGCUGACCUGCGAAUACAAAGUCUCAGAGCCCAUUGAAAAGCUGGUGGCUCUUCUGAACACCCUCGACAGAUGGAUCGAUGAAACUCCACCAGUGGAUCAACCUUCUCGCUUUGGAAACAAAGCCUUCAGGACCUGGUAUGCCAAACUAGACCAGGAAGCAGAAAAGUUGGUGGCAACAGUGAUCCCCAAGCAUUUGGCUGAUGCUGCGCCAGAGGUAGCAGUGUACCUGAAGGAAUCCGUGGGGAACUCCACCCGCAUUGACUAUGGCACAGGGCACGAAGCUGCAUUUGCGGCCUUUCUCUGUUGCCUCUGCAAAAUUGGUGUUCUCAGAGUGGAUGACCAGAUGGCCAUUGUCUUUAAAGUGUUUAACAGGUACCUAGAAGUGAUGCGGAAACUUCAGAAGACCUACAGGAUGGAACCUGCUGGCAGCCAGGGUGUGUGGGGCUUGGAUGACUUCCAAUUUCUACCUUUCAUAUGGGGCAGUUCCCAACUAAUAGACCAUCCAAAUCUGGAGCCUCGGCACUUUGUUGAUGAGAAGGUGGUAAAUGAAAACCAUAAGGACUUCAUGUUCCUGGAGUGCAUCCUCUUCAUUACAGAGAUGAAGACGGGCCCCUUCGCUGAGCACUCCAACCAGCUCUGGAACAUCAGCGCCGUACCUUCCUGGUCCAAGGUGAACCAGGGCCUCAUCCGUAUGUACAAGGCAGAGUGCUUGGAGAAGUUUCCUGUGAUCCAGCACUUCAAGUUCGGCAGCCUGCUCCCCAUCCAGCCUGUGAUGUCCUAAGGAGGCCGCGGGAGGAGUCGAGGCAGCGGAGGUGUAGCGCGGUGCUCUUCCUCCUCCCCUCACCCCCUCCUCAUCACCUCGCCCGCCGCACAGCCCAUUCAUUCCUGCACAUCCUCAUCGGCAACCACAGAUCCAAAGCACUCGUCAGCCUUGCACGGGAGACGGGACCGAGAGCGGCUCCUCCUGCAAGUCCCCGCCACGGGGAUCUCUCGCAAGCGACCAAGCCAGGGCUGUGCUUCUCCACUCUGCCGCGGGCAGCAGAGCUGCUGUCUCCGGAUCUGGGCAUGCAAACGGGGUUUGAGCAGGGGCUGCCUCGCAGAGAAGGCCCUCUGCUUUCCUUCCCGGGAGGAAGGGGGUGGGGAGGGGAGGAAGGCACGUGUAGAUGUGUUGGGCAGCGGUAACUGCAAUUUCCCGUUUGAAUUUCACUGAAGUUUCCUGUUGCUGUUUGGUUUGGGAAACCACUGUGAGGGGUGAGGUGUGAGCCUGCACGUGCCUGUAUGCAGCCGCCUUUGCUUGUACAGGGUGUUCUUAAAAGGAUAAAGGAAGUUGUAGGGAAAGUCUGUGGGUUGCUAGAAGCCCAGGGUGACGUCUCUCCCGUAUUCUGGGUAAGGAAAGCCACGUUCCUCCUCCCUCCAUCUCUCCUGCAAGGUUCCCUAAAUCUGCCUUUCACACCACCGCCUCUUCUCUAGGGUGAAGCUAGGAGCCACAGAGGUCUGAACUGGUUCCAUCACUGGAGCCAAGGUCUCCAGAGGGCCCUGGCUCUGUGGGAACGGCUAUACAAAGACACAGCUUGAGCGGAGCCUGGUUGGGCUUCCUCCCCUCUGUAGUUAAUGGGCACAAAACCUCACAUGUUCCCACACAUUCGUUGCUGUUUAGGGAUCAGCUGGGUCCAACCUGCCCUCUGCACUGCCCUUUUCCUUCUUGGCGCUUUGCUGCCCUGCUACUGGGCUGGACUCAAUGGCACGAGGUGACUGUGGCUGCUACCGCUUGGUCAUAAAUUGUAGCGACAGCCCCAUAGCAAAGGGAUUUUCCCAUGAAGCAGCAUGUUCCCCAGCACUUUUAGGGAGGCAUCCCCAGAGCAAAGGCACCAGGGGGGCAAGCAUGCAGUUUUACCUAUAUUUAUGUAACUGUGCUGGUAAGGAAGCACAUAAAUAGCCCAGGACAGCGAUUUACACCCGGAGAAAGCUCUUUCCUUUCCUCAUUGCCUGCUGGUGCUGCCGUGCUGGACCUUGGAUGGAGGGACCAUACAUCCAGUGCCACCAGCAGCAGCAUCCAGAAGGCAGGUGAAUGAAUGGGGACAUGAUCCAGACCAUACUGACACUAUCAGUAGGAGGACAGAAGUGGUUGGUGGUGAGUUUGAGAGGAGCUGUUGUGUCCACGUGUCUGACCAAGGUGCUCUACAAGUUUCUGGCAGGAGAGGGGCUGUUUCCCCUUGGGGUUCCCAUGCCGGGUGUGGAGGUGAGAGGGCUUUGGCCCGGUGUUUGCUGGGCAUUGGGGGCAGCCGGGAUCUUUUCCCUGGCAUUAUCCCGGGCUGCAGAGAGGGUGGUGGUGCUGCCUCCAGCCAGGAUGCUCAGCUUUUGCUGCUGUACUGCUUUACUGUUACUGUUUGGAAGAAAAAGCCUGUUUGCAUUUCUUUUUUUACGAUUUUCUUGUUGCCAGACCUAGCUGCUCCCUCUUACAAAAAGUUCUCUUAGAUGCUCUGGGGAGGGAGAGCAAGAAGAGUCUAAAUUAAGAGGCAGUGAAAUGCAGGUGUCCGUAGAGCUAAAGCAGAGCUUUCUAGCCCUGCUGCUGUUGUGUCUGCUCCGUUGCUUGGCCCUAGGCUGUCUGUCAUCUGCGUAGGACAGUGGCAAGGAUCUUUCUACCUACCUAAAGCAACUUUAUAGAAUUGCAUUUUAAAUGGCAGUGAAGGAGACUCAAGUUAAGUCUUUACUCCUAAAUCAUUAAUGGGAUGUGUGUGUCAACUCAGCUUUUCAAAUAAAUCCACUCUGGGAGUGCUGCUCGUUUGCCUGUUGGGACCUGAGGAGUCCGGUUCUGGUGGAGCGCUUCGGCAGCCACAACCUGGAGCGGGGAACUCAGGCUUCUCAGUCUGUGUCCCCUCUCUCUGCUGGUGGCUUUUGGCAAGCGCUGUCAGGCUGCAAAUGGCUGUCAGCAUCUGGCCAGCACUGGCUGAGCCAAAGCUUAUGGUUUCUCAAAGCUGCCCAGGGGAUUUGAACACAUCUCUCCUAGUAACUUUAUGGAAAUAGGGCUUCUGUGUAAAAAGGUGGAUGGAAAUGUUGACAUCCCUGCUCUAGAAGCUGGGAGGGACACCAAGAGUGUGAAACAGAGCACCAAAAAAGGGUAGGGAGAUGUUUCCUUCCACUGCAGCUGCACCCAGGGGAGCAUGUGUCCCUGGGCUUGGGACCUCCCGAGGAGGUGGGGAAGAGGCUCGUGUGGAGCCCUGUUUCUUGCUUGCCUGAGUCUGCACAUUUGUCUCAUUAGGGAUUUUUGGACCUUAAGCAGUUAUUUCUUGUUUGAAUUGUAUCAGCCCACUUGGGAGCUGCCCCCCGUGGCAUGGCAGUCGGCUGCUCAUGUUCCUCCAACUCCCACCAGCGUCCGCUGCUGGCCCGCGGGGCUCUGCUCCUCUCCCGGUGGGUCCGCACAUGUAGCAGCGCCCAGGGCUGCUUGAUGUCUACAGCAGCGCUCCCCCACCUCCGACGUUGUGGUUUUAAUUAAAAUCUCUGUGUUUUGCA
Molecule: messenger RNA, 3832 nt
Organism: Dromaius novaehollandiae (emu)
Lineage: Eukaryota; Metazoa; Chordata; Aves; Casuariiformes; Dromaiidae
Gene: PTPA
Product: protein phosphatase 2 phosphatase activator
Exons: 10
Coding region: 138-1103 (321 amino acids)
Biological process (GO): mitotic spindle organization
Cellular component (GO): protein phosphatase type 2A complex; nucleus; cytoplasm
Molecular function (GO): protein tyrosine phosphatase activator activity; peptidyl-prolyl cis-trans isomerase activity
Source: RefSeq, a predicted model, not a curated record